AUGAAGUUAACUCAACAGCGGACCAGUCGUUACGACAAUACACCCGAAUCUCUGACCGAUUGGCUCGAAGAACAACUCGACAGUCGAGGCAUCGACGCCGUGGUCUACACGCGGUAUAUACUGAGUCUCCUGUUGGAGGACUCGAGUGAUUCCGACACCGACGACAGCACCGGCUCUAACACUGGUAUCUCGUCGGUGACCACUGCCGACAUCAGUCGCUGCUCUUGUAAACAGACGUGUAGUAAGACUUCGACGAAAUGGAAACACAAACGAUAUCUCAAACAGAUUAACGCCAACCAUAACAACAAUAAUUGCGUGAAUGGCGACACCCAUUGGUUAUUGCAAUCGGAGUGUUGUCUCCACCGGGAGAUGAAUGGCGAUGAAGAGCGCAAAUUAGCGGUCGUUCAGUGCUUGAAGUCUGCGUCAGAACAGGAGUUCGGAAUCGAGUCAUUUGUGGACGAAUUGUGCGCUAAAUUGAAGACAAUUAAGGCGUUGUCCGAAACGAGUGAAUUGAGUUCUGACCCCAAAUCGGAUGUCUCUAACAAUAAUGGCAUUAAAGCGUCGCCUAAAGACAUGGCUAUGAAAUACUACGCGGCCUUUCCUGCACUCCACACCGACACCCAAACUGUUUCCAAAGCCGACACUAUAGAGAUCGCUGAGCGCCCGAAGAACGCCCCGAAGAACCCGUCGAAUAAAUACCAAUGGAAUGGACAGAAGAUCAUUGAAUUCAUUAGCAGCGGCGGCACUAUUACCGGUGCCUUCGAUGGCAAUCGAUUACUGCACGGAUUGACUGCUGACAGCGAUGGAGACACUUCUCAACCAACUCUGACCACAGAUACUGAUUGUCCCGAAAAUGACGACAAACCAAAUCCGCAGACAUCGGAAAGUCGUGCGAACAGUGGUGCGAAUGAAGGCAACAAACAAACUCCGGAAACCAUUAAUGCAAAAGUGUUUUACUGUCGAGACAUCGAAAGCAAGGCAUUGAACACAACUAGUGAUGCUCUGAACACCUUUCUAGUCGUCAACAGCACUACAAACGUCAAUACCGUUAAGCGUUUUGUUGACUGCAAUGGCGAAGAGACGGACAAAUUUCAGCGAUUAGUCGAUAAGUUUAACAGUAAUAUAGCGUCGAUUUGGACAAAGCCUGGAUCCGAUGGUCUGCCCAAUAAGAACGACAACAUCUGGAGCUUCGACUCGUCAUUCUCGUCGAACCAGUCGUCGGCCACUCCCAGCCCUAAACCCAAUGCAAUAGACAUCUGGUCAUCAAUGCCUUCAAAUGAUAGCAAUGAACGCCUCGCUCGCAACACAGCGCCCACCGCUUUGGAGGACAUGUACUCAAUGCACGGCAUGAAUUGGGAAUCAAAUCUUCUCAAAUCGAUUAAUGUAUUCCCUGACGACGGCUUCAUUGAUGGCAAUCAUGAUCUGAUCGAUGAGGAGAGCGUUUGGUUAACCAAUAACACCGAUAAGUUGUAUAACGACUCGUCUCUGAUUACACUUGAAAAUCACCAAAAGAAUAGUCCAUUCAUUGAAUUCAAUUCGUUGUUCUCGUCGACUCCGAAGGCAUCAGAAAAGGAUUGUUCGCUUGAAUUGUCCAAAUUGUUGUCAAUGGUAUCCCUUCUAAACCAGUCUAAGCAUCACUUGAGUCCACCGCCCGAAGAGAAUUUGUUGACUUCACCGAAGACUCACUUUCAGCCCAUAAAACACGACUCAUUCGAAAGGGAUGACUCGGAUGAGGGCUCUGUUCCUGAUAUCACUGAUAAUGAAGUGAAAAAACUGGUCAUUUGUUCGGAUAAGUGUCCCAACAAUGGGGACAAACUCAAGGAGAGUGAAGUACCCCUUAAAUGCAGACCAGUGUCCACAUCACUCGAUGAAUUGGCCUCUUUUAUGGGUCCCUUCAAUGACUUGGAGUUCGGUUCCAAUGAAUUCCUAACUUCACUGCCUAUUAGUGAAGAAAUGGAGUUUACAAUCGGCAUCAAAGAAAGUCAAAUGAGUGACAAAUGGACAAACACUGAAACAGAGAUUCAGACGGAAGUGAAGUCAAAACUGGAGCCAAAACUGGAGCCAAUACUAGAGAGCGAACCCGAAUACCAGGACUUAUAUAAUAUGAUUAAUGAAGUGCUUCGUAAUGGUAUUGUGGAGAACGACUCUCUGGUGAAAGGGUGCUCCUCUUCGGUCGCCGCUUUGGAUGACUGGUAUGACUCGGAUUACGACAAUUGCAAUGAUUUGGUUGCGACGCCCAGUCGUGAGAAGCGUUUGUCUUGGAAUUACUAUUGGGAUACAUAUGACAUCAGUUCCGCCACUAAAAGCCAAUUCUCAACGGAAUCAGAGACUCCUUUCAAAGAUGACAAAGUAGUCAAUAGUCUUGGAUUCGGUUCCAAGUUUGCGAAGAAAUCUUUGAAAGAAACCACUGAUGAAGCCUUUGGCGACGAACUCUUCUAUAACAACAGUCGUUAUGUUAACUGUUCUCUCGAUGAAUGUCCAGAAUAUGAAGAAGUUUUCGAUGACUACGGUUUGCUAAAUGAUAAUGAAUUCGACGACUUUCAUGCCGUUUAUGGUGAGAAUGAGUGUAUAGACGGCGAGAAUUCCUCUGAAUAUCUGUUGGGGAAGGAUGUGGUCGGCGGUGAUGUCUCCUCUUUGGGUCAGAAGUUUGAUCUGCAGCUACAGCCCCGCUAUAGUGAAGCUUCAAAGCGGGUUCGGAAGCCGUGCUCUUUCUUCAUAGAAGGGAACUGUAAGAGAAGUGACUGCAAGUACUCGCACGACAUCAGCGCCAUUACCUGCAAGUACUGGGAGGAAGGCUUUUGCUUCAAAGCAGAGUUGUGUCCAUUUCUUCACGGAUACGCCGAUGAGCAAAAUAUUAUUAAAACAAAGCCAUUGCUGUCUAAGUUGAAGAAAUCGUAUGCCAUUGAAUCGGAAUCGGAUUUCCCUUCGCUGGCAAUACUACCCAACUCUGAGGACAACACUCCCGCACUACCAGACGUUGAGCCGCCGCUUCGUGUGGAGCAACACUUCUUUGACUUUCGGACCAAAUCUGUAGUCGACAGCAAUAGCAGCCGAUUAUCAAAAGCAAAGCUUCCGAUUACUGUCGUCAUGAAGAAAAAGGUUAAGAAACGCAAAGACAGAAAUUUGCAGUAAAUUACUGAUUCAUUCGCUAAAACACCACAAUUUGAGUGAAACAACAAAAACAAAAAACACAUAAUUUUUCUCUCAUUUUCUAAUUGAAUAUUGUUUUACGAAAAUGGGAUGAAAAUUGUGAACAAAAAAAUGUCGAAAUUUGAAACGUUUACAAAAAAAUAUAUAUUUAGUAUAAUUUCAUUUAAUAUUUAAUAUUAUUAUAAGUAAUCGUUUAAUUCAUUGAAAACUUUGAUUGGUUGAGAAGUUGUUUAAAAGAAAGGGAUUAGAGAAGAGAGAAAUACAUUCGUUCCGUUUUUUAUAUGUCUGUCCAUCGCAUUAGUCUAUGGAUCGAUGUUUUCAGUUUUUGAAUGUCUUUUAUAAUUAUGUUAUCGAAUGAAUGGAUAGUAUUUUAUGGGAAGGAAAUGAAAGUGAUUUUUGAAUUAUAUAUUUGUUUCUAUUUAUGAGUAGAAAGUGAAUUUGCGAGACAUUAAUGUUAUUUUUAAAAUUAGUAAAAUUGUUAUUUUCAAAAGAGAUGUACCACUCGUUUCUAUUUUAUUAAUUUUAUUUUUCCUCAUUUUUUUAUAAAAUAAAUUCUCAGUUAAUUUACUUUAGGUUUAAUUAGUGUUUUAGUAGUUUUAACUGUUAUAUGAAUAUACAAACUCAGUUCAUAUCUGUGCAUCUCUUAAAAAAAAUUAAAUUAUCGAUUACGAGUGAAAAACUAUUGGUAAAAAUAUAUUUAAUAAAUAACUAUAUAAUAAAAAACAUAUAUUUCAAAAAAGUACACAAAAAAAUAUUCACUUCUAGUCAUAUCACAUCACGUAUAAUAUGAAUACAAUACAUGUGUUUUUGUGUUUCACAUUAUAUACCCAUUGUUUCAAAAGCCAUUCACUCAUUGAAAGCUCAUUCUCAUUAUGACAUGCAUUUCGUUUUCAAUAAGAAUUUUCAUUUUUCCCAUUUUAAACAUACAAAGCAUUGAAAAAACUAUUUCCACACAAACACACAUCACUUUCAAUGGAUAUAAUUGUUUCGAUGGAUUUAUGAAAUAAUAAUUAAUAAUUGCAUCUACUUAUCGAUCAAAAACAUUAAAAAAAACUUUCCCCUAAAAG
Messenger RNA from Oppiella nova, 4217 nucleotides. NCBI's taxonomy places the organism in Eukaryota, Metazoa, Arthropoda, Arachnida, Sarcoptiformes, Oppiidae. The record is from the annotation of a GenBank genome assembly.